Molecule: messenger RNA, 2083 nt
Organism: Macrosteles quadrilineatus (aster leafhopper)
Lineage: Eukaryota; Metazoa; Arthropoda; Insecta; Hemiptera; Cicadellidae
Product: UDP-GalNAc:beta-1,3-N-acetylgalactosaminyltransferase 2-like
Exons: 10
Coding region: 38-1522 (494 amino acids)
Cellular component (GO): membrane
Molecular function (GO): hexosyltransferase activity
Source: RefSeq, a predicted model, not a curated record
UGAUUCUUGAAUCAAGUAAAAGAGGUUAGGUUAUGUUAUGGAAUUUUCAAAUAUCCGGAAACUUAUAUUUUUUAUAUCAUUUGUAAUUUUAUCCACAGCUUUAAUUUACCAACAUUUUGAAUUAAUUCAACAAUGGAAUAAGGAAAAUAUUGUUCUAUUUAUCGCAAUACCAUCAAGUCCAGAACAUUUUGAGCAUCGGGAAAGUCUCAGAGAGACAUGGCUUCAGAGUGUCCCGAAAGUAUUAAAAUACAAAUUUAUAGUUGGUUCAAGCAUGUGCAAUAUCCACCCAGAAAAUCGCAGAUCGGAAUAUUUAUGUGAGAGCCUAAAUAUUUCACUUCCUAAACAUGUUCAAGAAAACACUGAUCUACAAGUAAACUCUUUGAGGACGGAAGCUAAACCAGUCCAACCGAGUCGUGGAUUUAUAUUCACAGUUCAUCAUCCUGUGAUAAUUAAGACCCUGGGAAUACAACGGUCUGCACUAGCUUCGGAAAAGGAAAAAAUAAUAAGGAUUGCCCUUCAUUAUAUCUCUCAAAACAAUUUUAACUUAAAUCUAACUCACCCAGCAACUAAAAUUGCAUCAGUCACUUUUCAUGGCGAUUUGAUCCAAGACGAUGAAAAUAAUAGGGGAUACGUAUAUAAGAAGCUAUCGAAUCCACUUCAUUUGGCACAAGGAUUUGAAGGGAUGGUCUUGGUGGAAAAAGGAUCCAUCCAAGAUGAUUAUUUUGAUUGUGAACAAUCAACCAUUUGGAAACAUGGAAAUCUGUUUACAAUUUCAAAUGUAGUCACUAAGAGUUCUAUUGAAGUUAGUGUGGAAAAGUAUUGUGUAUUGUCUUCAUUUGGCUUCACAAUUAAAGAUAUUCCAGGACUUGAGAAAAGAAUAAAUAAAACAAAUGAAAGAACAGAAGACUGGAAUAAAUAUGUUGAAAAAGUAUACACACAGUUACAAAGAGAGUCUGUUGAACAUGGUGACAUUCUAUUCCUUGACAUGGUUGAUGUUUACAGAAAUCUACCGCAGAAAAUGUUUCUUUUCUAUAAGUGGCUCUUUAAGAAUUAUAAUGUCAACUAUGUUUUGAAGACUGAUGAUGAUGUUUUUGUUGACAUUUUGAAAGUACAACGAGAAAUAGAGAAGCAGAUCCAGUGGGAUUGGUGGUCUUGUUUUCGAAUUGACUGGCCUGUAAAGAGAGGCGGGAAAUGGCAGGAAACGUUCAAUUACAAGGAAGAAAUUUACCCUCCGUUCCCAACUGGUGCUGGAUAUGUCCUGUCUGAGAAGGCUCUAGAUUGGUUGAGAUACAGGUUGGACACACUGUCAGUGGAAUACCAAGGAGAGGACGUGGCAAUGGGUAUAUGGCUCGAGGGAUUAGAGCCUACACGCCACACAGGAGAUGCAUGCUACUGGGCGUGUGUGGACCAAUGUCACGCACACAGCUGUAACACCAUACAGUUGAGUGUGGCAGACAUGUACAGUGUGUGGAAUAGUUACCAGGAGUGUGGACAGAUGUGUGGCUGUUCUGCACUUAGCUGAAUAUAAAGAACUUGAACCAUCAAUAGGCCUACUUGACUGCAGAAAAUAUUCUUAGUUAUUGAGUACAAGAAUAAAAUUUCAAUGAGCUUGGCUUCUCUUGGCAGACAAGAUGUUGGCUAUCAUCAUGACUACGAUGGUUGCCAAAUUGUAUCGAAACGCAGAAAACACUCUGGGAUUAUCCAAACCCCAGCCUCGGAUGGAGACGCUGCGGAAAGCCUCGACUGCGAUUGUCAGGGGAGAGUAGUCAACAAGGAACUUGAGUGCAGGAACCAUGCCUUCUAUUGGCCAUAUCAUUCCUAUAACAAGGGAUUCCAUUUGGUGUUGACUCAGUAUAAGAAACACAUCCUCCAAUGAAGAGCUUUUGAACUCUUGGAGAAGUUUUUCUGGAGGACUUUCAGCCAGUAAUACUCCACCCCUCAUCAAUCCGAUCUAUAAAGAAAUACCUGUGGCAUGUAGCCGAUCUGCUUCUGGUGUUGACAUUUAACAAAGAUAGUUCCGGCAUGCAAAGUUGUGAUGCCUGUGAUACAGUUAAGCAAGGUAGUCUUGCCACAGCCACUGGGA